CAGCAAUGUUGUCCGGUUGGUAAGGAAGCGCGAUUUUACGACAGUUGUCAUCGUCCUCGCCCACCCGAACGCAGCGGAUUGUGUGUGCGGAUUCGGAUUUUGGCAGCGGAUUUUUUGCAGUGCGGAUGUGAAUAAAAAUGCCAUUGCACGCCGUGGUGCCGAUGUAGAUGGUUAAGUGAUAAAGUGUAUUAAAGUUGAUAGAAAGUGCUCCAAAAAAAAAAUUGAAAAAAAAACCAUAAAUACCGCAAAGUCUAAACAUAACGAAACCGAAACCCAAACAUCUCCCACCCACCGGGUCACGUUCCUGCUGGCCGGACGGAUUGGUGGCGUAGAAGCGUAGGAUCGCUGUGCGGAGUAAAUUUUAGGAUUCCUCCCUCUUAUCGCAGGCACGUCAAGCGGUGUGUCCCGUUUUUUUUUUGCUGGUUGCCCGUUUGGGCGCCCGUCUGGGACCCGGCACGCCCGCAGGGGCUUCCUUGCGAUAUGAUUGUCCAUUAUUUGAGCCGUGCCACGGUCUCGGUCCGUCUGUGCUUAAUCUGCAUAAAAGCUUAAUGAAGGAAAAAAGCGAACCAUCUCCACCGGUUCUCGUCCAGGAUUCCGGCCCUUUUCUGGGCCACCGGGGAACGGGAAUAUUUAUUCGCGGAAGUGCAAACGAGAAGUGAAAAGCCAGUCGAAAGUAACGCUCCCGGAAGGUGACGUGGUGCGGCGGAAAGAAAACGGCUCCACCGAACCAGGAAUCAGCGAGGGAGAGAGAGCGAAAGUGCUAUCAUUAGGUUUGGGGUUCAGGUUUUGGGAGAUGCUGUAAAAAUUCUUCCCGGAGCCCGGUGCCGUCGGGUGUUGUUCGCGAAAGCGAAAACGCGAACAGGAGAAGCACGACGAGAAUAACCUCCACGGCGAGUUACUUAAAGCAUUAAGCUCGUGGAUAUUCGUGGCAGUGAACCGAGGAAAUCCAACAGUUGGAACAGCAGCUAUAAACAGACACUCAAAAUCGAUUGAUUUUGUUUCUGUUUUUCGUUGGUUCGAUUUUUAUCAACCUCCCUAAUAAAGUGUAUUCACCCAGUGUGUGACAGCUGAAGGACUACUGCAGGACCUCCGAAAUAUCAGCAACUCCUAACUGAGCAAGAAAAAUGUAAACUCCCCCAACCAAGAAAAAAAAAAACAAAACAGUGAGCAAUCGUAACGUCGUGGUGAAGUGGUCAUGAAAUUAAAUUAAGUAUAUUUUAAGCGAUUGAAGCACCGCGAACCGAAAACGAAAAAACUCCCCGGGAAAGAUGCUGCCGAGCGUGAGCGGACGGUCACGGGGACCACCGUACGGCCACGAGUGGCCAUUAGUGCACGAGAAGCAAGGGUCCACCACUGGCACGGGUCGAAGGUGGAGGCCACUUUACCGGUGAACGAGCAGGUCGUGCUUCUUGCCCAAACGGUGCCGGCCCUGCAGGCCGGAAGGACGCAGCAACACUCGCCUGAACUGAAAGUCUUCACCGCCACGUCUGCGAGACGAACGCGAAACCGUACAAAGGUGGUAACGGACGGCAAAAGGAAAAAUCGCUACCCAUUAGUCACAAUCGCAAGCGGAAGCGGAAGUGGCAGCGGAAGUCGCAAACGGAAGCGGAACCGUGCUGGAAGCGGAACACGGUGACACGGUGAGCCGUACGGACCAAAACCGGCCCGGAAAGGGCUACGGCAGGCACAAAACAAAGCGACGAUUUCACGAGGGAGAAAGCGCCAGAAAGCGCUCAGGCAGCCAGCUUCCCGACCCGACGGAAUAAAAUACCGCGCGACAGCGAAGCGCGGCGAGUGUUGCGCAGGCAAAUUAACGCCGAACGAUUGACGUCAUGGAACUGGGAAUGGAGUGCAGCGCAGUGAGAAAAUGUGACAAAAUUAGUGACAGUGUGUGUGUGUGUGUGUGUGUGACGACGAGUGAAAAAUAACCGAAAGGUUGGAAAAGGCCUCCGAAAACAAAACCACUAGGGGCGCAAAGGCGCAUCCAUCGUUUAUUAUACGCACGCCAUUAUCGUUUGGUAUCACACAAAGAAAAAGAAGUAGUAGAAGAAGAAGAAGAAGAAAAAGAAAAGAGAAAAAAAACAAUACAAAACGAAAGACAACUCAACCUCGUUACCGGGCGCUGGUUAGUGGCUGGGGCCGCGUGUGAACCGCCUCAAAACAAAGUUUCGGGGUGAUAAUUUUCAUCCCACCGUUCCCCGGGUCCGGUGCAGGAAACGAUUUGCCACCGUCAUGCUAAUGGCGCCUGCGAUGGCGCUAAAGGAGCACGGUUCGCGUAGCCGCCGGGGGGUGGCCGGUGUGCGCCGGUGCGGUGCCGGUUGCGGCGGUGACUGCAAUCCGUUCAUUUCCACACCAUCGACCGUAUUUUCGCGAACUUUGCUCGUUACCUUUCUGCUGAUGACGUUCAACGUGAACGUAUGCCAGGUGGUACAGGCCGCGGCCAGUGCCAGUGCUAGUGCGAGCGCCAGUGCAGCUGCCGGAAUUGAGCGACGACCCAGCGGAGAUCUACAGCGGCCCGAUGGGCUGAAAAUGCAUCACUAUGGAAUUACGUCAGCAGCGUCCUCGGCCUCGCUGCAUCACGCCGGCAGCGGCACGUCAACGGCCUCUUCGUCGCCUGGGUCCGCAGCUGCCCUGGUCGCCGGGGGACUCUCGUCACCGGCGUCCUCGCUGACAGGGCCGGCGGAAAAGCCCUACUUUGACGAUGUCAACUCGCGCAACGUUACGACCGUCGUGGACGACACGGCGAUUCUGAAAUGUCGCGUCAAGCACAAAGGCGAUAGAACGGUGUCCUGGAUGCGCAAGCGGGACCUGCACAUAUUGACAUCCAACAUCUACACCUACACCGGCGAUCAGCGGUUCUCCGUAAUCCAUCCGCCCGACUCGGACGACUGGGAUCUGAAAAUAGAGUAUGCACAGCAGAAAGAUAGCGGAAUUUAUGAGUGUCAGGUGAACACCGAGCCGAAAAUAAAUCUCGCCGUCUAUCUGGACGUCACAGAUGAACGGGAGUUUGCCCAAGAUUUCUCCAAGUAUGGUCCAAACACUGGAGGAAAGCACUUUAUCGGUGCCAUUGGACUAGAUUUUCUCUCAACAGCCGCCCGUGCUAAGAUAAUCGGCUCGCAGGAGGUGCACGUCAAGAAGGGCAGCACCAUCUCGCUGUCGUGUGUUGUGAAUGUCCAUGCAUCGUCCAUCUCAUGGUACCAUGGAUCAUCGAUCGUUGACUUUGAUUCGGCCCGCGGUGGAAUCAGCCUGGAGACGGAGAAAACGGAAGGUGGCACCAGCAGUCGGCUAAUGCUCACCCGGGCAACACUGCGCGACUCGGGCAAUUACACCUGCGUCCCGACCGGCGCGAUAUCCGCCAGUGUACAGGUUCACGUUCUAAACGGCGAACAUCCGGCUGCAAUGCAGACCAGCAGUGGCGUUCCGUGCCCGACGCAUCAAACACUUAUCCUUCUCUUUGUAUCAUUGAAUAGUUGUAAUCUUAGCAAAUUAAUCUUCUUCAUAUCAAACCUGCUCGAGACGGUACGUUUCCUGCUCACCACAACGAUCGCCAACUUCCUCGUCCACAUCCGUCGGCUAGCAUCUGCGUUCGACGUGCGGCACUCAAAGUCCACCAGUUACGUUCUACUGACACUGGCUUCGAUCGGUACCCAUCUCCGGAUUGUACUCCCAACGCUUCGCCGUACGACGACGGAGCGCCCCACAGACUUGGCUUCAAUUCGCACCCAGUCGAGAUGAUCUUGUUCCCCGCGCAACAUCGGAAGACAUGCGACUCGCGGGCUUCAAACCGCGCUCCACUAGAUCCAAACCACUGGUGGCCGAAGGUCACUGGUCCCUUGAGCAUAUGUAAUCAACGUGUCCCAACCCAUCUUCGCAUCCAAUGCCGCCCCUUUUCAGGUGAGAAAUGCUGCGGAUAAUGUACGAAACUCCUGGUGCAAAAAAUUCCGACUAUCCGCAAAAGGGACACUCCAAUGUCCAGUUUCCAGGAACACGAACAAAAAAAAGCUCACUCUAUGUGGGCGGUCGUCGCGGUGAGGAACUUGUAAAUGUAUAAAUGUUAAGUUUCUACUUCAUAAUAAUUAAAAUAAUGUUUAAAUUCCAAGGUAAGCGCCACCGAGUGGUAGUGUGUGGCAUUAGCAUUGGUAGUGAACCGCGAAGAACCAUUGAGCGAAGCAUAAACCCGGAACAGGAGAGAUACAAAACAAAAAGCUACACUAUUCUGGAUUAUGAUGUAAUGGAUUCGGAGAAUCCUAGCGAGUAAGAUAAU
Messenger RNA from Anopheles moucheti, 4264 nucleotides. RefSeq lists its product as uncharacterized. The coding region runs from base 2233 to 3735 and encodes 500 amino acids. The record is from RefSeq and is a predicted model, not a curated record. Gene Ontology annotation, cellular component: neuron projection membrane. NCBI's taxonomy places the organism in Eukaryota, Metazoa, Arthropoda, Insecta, Diptera, Culicidae. Gene Ontology annotation, biological process: synapse organization. The transcript has 10 exons.